GUCAAGAUCAGCUGCUAGGAUAGCUCCAUCUGAUCUAUCAUAGAUUCACUCAUGGAGGUGGUUGAAUUGAAGGUAGAGAUGGUUGGCAUACACGAGAAAAGAUUGCGCAAAUGCUUAUCCAAAUUAAGAGGAAUAGAGAAAGUAGAAAUAGACGGGAGAAGUCAAAAAGUAACCGUGACGGGGUAUACUCAUCGGAACAAGAUACUCAAAGCAAUUAGACGAUGCGGCCUAAAAGCCGACUUUUGGUCCACCCAAAAUGAGCUCCUCAAUGCUUAUGUUGCAUCCUCUUCUUCCACCUUCUCCGCCUUCUCAUUCACUAAUCAUACAUUUUUCUAG
This is a messenger RNA of Ipomoea nil (Japanese morning glory), 336 nucleotides long. RefSeq names its product heavy metal-associated isoprenylated plant protein 28-like. Gene Ontology annotation, molecular function: metal ion binding. The coding region runs from base 52 to 336 and encodes 94 amino acids. The record is from RefSeq and is a predicted model, not a curated record. The transcript has 3 exons. Lineage: Eukaryota; Viridiplantae; Streptophyta; Magnoliopsida; Solanales; Convolvulaceae.